GUUUAGUGAGAACCGGAAACAAUCGGAUUUGAAUUGACCCGAACCGAUCGCAAUUGCCGAUAGCUUAGGACACUGAAUAAUUUAGAAGUUAAUUUUACCGUUCAAGGUAAGUAGGUAACUGCUACUAUUUCACGCUGUUGUGGUUUCACGACCAAACCCUGCCAGGUGAAUCCUCCCGUUCCAAGCUUUUAACCUUCUUUGGAACCUUCCCAUUAAGUCAAAGCCAAAGAAGGGUUUCUUUUUCGCAUCUCGUUCUAUCCAGUUGGAUCAAUGGAUUGCAUUUACAAGAACUCAAAUGCGCUCAUAGAGGAUCGAGUCAAAGACCUUCUUUCUCGAAUGACUCUACAAGAAAAAAUUGGUCAAAUGACCCAAAUUGAGCGAAGUGUCGCCACCCCUUCUGCUCUCAAAGAUCUUUCCAUUGGGAGUAUAUUGAGUGCUGGAGGAAGUGGGCCUUUUGAGGAAGCAUUGUCAUCUGAUUGGGCUGAUAUGGUGGACAAGUUCCAGCAGUCAGCACUUGAGUCACGGCUCGGGAUACCGCUUAUAUAUGGGAUUGAUGCAGUUCAUGGUAACAAUAGUGUUUACGGGGCCACUAUAUUUCCUCACAAUGUUAGCCUUGGAGCCACUAGAGAUGCAGAUUUGGCUCAAAGAAUUGGGGCUGCAACUGCUCUUGAAGUUAGGGCAAGCGGCAUUCACUAUAACUUUGCUCCCUCUGUGACGGUGUGCAGAGAUCCCAGAUGGGGAAGAUGUUAUGAGAGUUAUAGUGAAGACACCAACAUUGUUAGAAAAAUGACUUCCAUUAUUACAGGUUUGCAGGGACAACCACCAGUGCGACACCCAAAGGGCUACCCUUUUGUAGCUGGGAGAAACAAUGUUAUUGCAUGUGCCAAGCAUUUUGUUGGAGAUGGGGGUACUGAAAAGGGUAAAAAUGAGGGGAAUACCAUUUUAUCAUAUGAUGAUUUAGAGAGCAUUCACAUUGCACCAUAUCUGGACUGCAUUUCUCAGGGUGUUUCCACAGUUAUGGCAUCAUAUUCCAGUUGGAAUGGACAUAAACUUCAUGCUGACCAGUUCCUCUUGACGGAAAUUUUAAAAGAUAAGCUAGGUUUUAAGGGUUUUGUGAUUUCUGAUUGGGAAGCACUUGACCAACUCUGUGAACCUCAAGGCUCAAACUAUCGUUACUGCAUUUCUACUGCUGUUAACGCUGGAAUUGACAUGGUGAUGGUGCCUCACAGAUAUAAACAAUUCAUGGAGGAUUUGACAUUUCUGGUUGAAUCAGGGAAGGUACAGAUGUCCAGGAUAGAUGAUGCUGUUGAACGAAUAUUGAGAGUGAAAUUUGUUUCUGGUCUUUUUGAAUAUCCCUUCUCCGAUAGAUCUCUGCUAGAUAUAGUUGGCUGCAAGCUACACAGGGAAUUAGCACAAGAAGCAGUUCGCAAGUCCUUGGUUCUAUUAAAAAAUGGAAAGAACCCAGAAAAUCCUUUUCUUCCAUUAGACAGAUGUGCUAAAAGAAUUCUUGUUGCUGGAACACAUGCUGACAAUCUUGGGUACCAGUGUGGAGGUUGGACAGGUACCUGGCAUGGAGGCAGCGGCAAAAUUACAAUCGGUACAACCAUCUUGGAUGCCAUUAGAGAAUCUGUAGGAGACGAAACAGAGGUGAUCUAUGAUCAAUAUCCCUCACCAAACACCUUAGCAGGGCAGAACUUCUCUUUUGCCAUUGUAGUUGUAGGUGAACCACCUUAUGCUGAAAACUUGGGUGACAACGAAGAGCUUGUAAUCCCCUUCAAUGGAAGUGAUAUAAUCAGUUCAGUCGCUGACAGAAUCCCCACAUUGGCAAUCCUUAUAUCUGGAAGACCCUUGGUUUUAGAGCCAUCGGUUUUGGAAAAAGUGGAUGCUUUAGUUGCUGCUUGGUUGCCUGGAAGUGAAGGGCAGGGAAUAACAGAUGUCAUAUUUGGAGAUUUUGAAUUUGAGGGUCGAUUACCAAUGACAUGGUUUAGAAGCGUUGAACAGCUGCCAAUGAAUGCUGGACAUUAUUCAUAUGACCCCUUGUUUCCCCUUGGGUUUGGAUUGACAUGCAAUAAGGAGAAACCCCUAGAGUAAAUAAUUUCAGGCAAGUGGUGUGAGUUUUACGAACAAUUAAGGAAGAAACAACAGCUGGUUUAUUUAGUAAGCUUCCUAUUUGUUGUUGUUCCUCAUCUGUAUAAUGCUGGGUGUGCUCAAUCACAUUGUCAUUCCAUCUGAAUCCUUCUUUUCUGUUUCAAAAGCCAUAAUUAUGCCAGUGGUGCUUAAUUAGAGCACAGCCCUCUCUUAUGUUUAUAAAAUAUAAAAUGCAUAAUCAUACCUACAUCUGAGGCUUCUAUUCUCUAGGCCAUUCCAUAUAUAGCCAAAUAAAAUAGAGUUAACGAGGAAUGGUUGGCCAAACUUGCAAUAUAUAUAACUCAGUUGAAAUUUGACUAUGAUAUGUGAUCUCUCUUCCUUGAACGCUUGAGCACACUAAAUGCAACAUGCAUGCUGGCCACUCCUUGAAAGCCAAAACUUUAAACUUUACAUGUGUUACUAGUCAAAUCCCAAUUCAUCCUGAAAUAAGAUAAUCUCACUCAAAUGUGAACCUUAACACUUAUGCUUCUAUAUUUGAUCUGAUAUUACUAUACAAAGAAUAUACAUUGUUUUUC
Messenger RNA from Durio zibethinus, 2663 nucleotides. RefSeq lists its product as uncharacterized. Gene Ontology annotation, biological process: glucan catabolic process. The record is from RefSeq and is a predicted model, not a curated record. Gene Ontology annotation, molecular function: beta-glucosidase activity. Lineage: Eukaryota; Viridiplantae; Streptophyta; Magnoliopsida; Malvales; Malvaceae.